Messenger RNA from Ornithorhynchus anatinus (platypus), 1270 nucleotides. RefSeq names its product tubulin polyglutamylase complex subunit 1 (gene TPGS1). The transcript has 2 exons. The coding region runs from base 111 to 1118 and encodes 335 amino acids. Gene Ontology annotation, biological process: protein polyglutamylation. The record is from RefSeq and is a predicted model, not a curated record. Gene Ontology annotation, molecular function: microtubule binding. NCBI's taxonomy places the organism in Eukaryota, Metazoa, Chordata, Mammalia, Monotremata, Ornithorhynchidae.
ACUCGGCCUACUGGAAAGAUGGCCGCCGGGGGCCUCAGGCCAGCAUUGGCCUCAUUCAGCCGCUAAAGGGAAAGCUUGCCCCCCGUAGCCAAGCUUGGGGGCGGGGGAGGAUGACUCCCCAGAGGAUAAUUACGUCCGUGGCGGGCUCCGGUUGGCCGACGAGGCCCGCCCCCUGCCCACAGACGAGAUGGCGCCUCGCCGUUUCGCAGGCCUCCGCCAGGCCGCUCGCCCUUCCGGCUCCGUCGCCCACAGUGAAGAUGGCCGCGGUGGAGAAGCGGCGCCCCGCCGCGCCGGUUGCCGGUUAUCCGGAGGCGAACCGAGCGGCGCCGGGCCGGGGGCCCGCGGCGGAGAGCGAGGAUGAGUUUCUGCGCCACAGCGGGGUGACGGACAUGCUGCGGGCGGCGCUGCUGAAGGUGCUGGAGGCACGGCCCGAGGAGCCGCUCCCUUUCUUGGCCCGUUACUUCGAAAACCUGGGCCUGAGCUCGCUGGCCUACGGGGGGGUCGGGGAGCCCGCGGGGCAGCUCCUCGCCCCCCAGCAACGCAUCGGCUGGGCCCUGUGGCACCUGCGGCUGGCUCACCACUCCCAGAGGACGGCCUUCAACAACAACGUCAGCGUGGCCUACGAGUGCCUGAGCGUGCGCGACUGGAAGAAGAAGCCGGGACUGGACGGGCGCACCUACAGCGAGCUGCUGAAACGGAUCUGCCGGGACGGCCAGGCCCCCGACUGCAUCGUGGCGCCGUUGCUAGACAAGAUCCAGUGCCGGGACCACGAGGCGGUGCCCUUCGCCAUCUUCCGAUCCGGCAUGCUCACCUGCUUCGUCCUCCUGGAGUUCCUGGCCCGGGCCGGAGCCCUCUACGCCGUCCUGGAUGACUCGGGCCGGGCAGACCCCCAAGUGUGCCGGGCGGUGCUGGACACGCUGGAGGAGGCACUGGGUACCGGCAGCUUCUCGGUCCCGGUGCACUACCUGGAGGCCAGCUCCAAGCUGGGCCCGGACGCCCUGGCCGGGGCCAUGGACAAGGCCCUGCUGGGCCCAAAGCGCCGCUCGGCCAUGCCGCGGGACGAGUUCCUGGAGAAGGCCGCUGCCCUGUUCCUCGCCAAGGUCAGGCCCGUCGACUGACUCCGCCCGACUCCCGGACUGCCCAGUCCGGGUCGGGCGCUUGAGGCGGGGAUCCGGGGCUCGUUGGGUGCCUGAGCGACGUGUCCCGCCCUACCUCAGCUCGUCAGUUGGCGGAGAGGGGAGGGCCAUCAGCCCACUGCUCCCCGGCCCGC